AGAUGAAAAAGAGUUUAAAGACAAGUGAUUUUCAUUAUGAUUAGACUAUUGUAGGCAAUUUCCUGUCAGAGUUGCGUAAGUCGGUAAGAUAAGACAACAAACAUGGCAAGGAGAGGACAGAAUCUUGGUGUGUUUUUACUCGCGAUGCAGAUGAUGAAUAUAGGUGUAGAAAAUAUACCACCAGUUACUUUAAUAACGACGAUCCUUCAAAUUGCUAUAUUUCUGGAAUUAGGGGAUCUCUUUAGAUGGUUUCCAUCACCAAGUCAUGUGUGUAUAAGUGCAUUCAACGUAUGGGAUAGAAAAGAAUGGAACCGAAUUGUUUUAGGUUCUCUAUACCAUGCUCACGAUUUUCAUCUUUACUAUAACAUGGCGUCAUUCCUUUGGAAAGGAAGGAUACUGGAAAGGCGUUUCGGAACCCCGUACUUUGGAUUUCUCUUGGCAGUUUUUACAGUAUUAACCAGUGUUGUGUAUGUAGCAAUUAGCAUCGCUCUGUCAGAAAUCCUUGAUGAUAGAUCUUACAGAAUGACUUGUGCUGUUGGAUUUUCUGGAGUCAUUUUUGGUUUGAAAGUUUUGGUAACUCAUUACAGUCCUUCAGGUACCCAGUAUGCCAUGGGAUUUAUACCAGUGCCGAGCAAAUACAUAUUCUGGGCAGAACUUGUCCUUAUCCAGUUAAUUACCCCCAAUGCUUCAUUUGUGGGUCAUUUGGCAGGAAUUCUUGUUGGACUGCUAUACAUUAAAGGACCAUUAAAAAUGAUCAUGGAUAGCUUUCUGCAGCCUUCUGAUUACAGGCGCUUCUAUGGUGGUGGAUAUUCAACAAAUAAUUACUCGGACUACAGAUACAAUGCAGGAUAUGGAAAUAAUAACUACCCUGGUUAUAGAAAUGACAGGUACAGUGAUUAUACAGGAGGGUUGUCUGAGGAGGAGCAGAUUAGAAGGGCCCAGGAGGAAAGCCUCAGAGGUACCAGAAAUUCUGAGAGACUUUAUCCAGACCUUGACGAAUUAAGACAAAGGAGAGCAGAUCGAUUUAAUUAGUGUAUUGUAUCAAACCAAGUAGACUAACACCAAUCAUGGUUAUGGACCUCUAUCAUAUUUACACGUUUUUAUAAAGAGAAAAUUCUUCUACCAUGUUGAUUAUGUUUAUCCUUUUUCAUUUAUACAGCACAGAAAGCUUUGUUGAAUGAUUUAUUAAAGCUCAUGAUAAUG
This is a messenger RNA of Saccostrea echinata, 1203 nucleotides long. Its product is annotated as rhomboid-related protein 4-like. Gene Ontology annotation, molecular function: serine-type endopeptidase activity. The coding region runs from base 103 to 1032 and encodes 309 amino acids. Gene Ontology annotation, cellular component: membrane. The transcript has a single exon. The record is from RefSeq and is a predicted model, not a curated record. NCBI's taxonomy places the organism in Eukaryota, Metazoa, Mollusca, Bivalvia, Ostreida, Ostreidae.